AUGACAACCUCUAUAGAUCAUGCAAAGGCGACCAUGGUAGCGGACCACAUGGAGAUGCCAGAGAAGGGCUUCUCAGAUUCACAACAGCCUUCAAAUGGCGACCUCCAACUCAUCAACACUAUCGGCGAGAUUCGGAGAAUCCCAAUCCCCUCCAGCGACCCUAACGAUCCUCUCAACUAUUCCAAGUGGAGAAAGUUGGGCAUUUUGAUAUGCUGCUGUUGGUUCUCGAUCUUCUCUCUCGUCCUUGUCGGCGGUCUUGGUCCCAUCUUGGGAGUCUUCAUCGGUCUCUACGCUCCUACCGGAAAAUCUGUCCAACAGGUCGUCAAUCUCACCACCUAUCCCAGCUUGGUCAUGGCAUUCGGCAGUUUCCUCAUUCUUCCAUUGACCAUGAUGUUCGGUCGACGACCCAUUUUCUUGGGAUGUUCCAUUCUCCUGCUUGGCUCCACCCUUGGCGCCGGUGCAAGCAACUCUUACAACACUCACAUGGCUUGCCGCAUCCUCCAGGGUAUAGCAGCCGGAGCCACCGAAUCUGUCCUGCCUCUGAUCAUCACUGAUAUGUCUUUUGUCGAUGAGCGAGGUCUCUGGUUUGGUGUCUACUGGGGCUCACAGAAUCUCAUCAACACUGCCUUUGGUAUCAGUGCUUCUUAUCUGGUCGCUGCAACUUCCUGGAGAUACUUCUACUGGGUCCUGUCCAUAUUCGCUGCCGCAGGUCUGGUCGUUGGUUUCUUCCUCUUGAGCGAAACAAGGUACACCAGAUCUCCUGCCUCAAUGAAUGGCCAGGUCAUCUACACCGAUGAAUGGGGUGUCACCCACUUCCUCACCGAUACUGAGGCUCGUGAGCGCAUUGGUCAAGUACAGCAAUCUGACGAACAGGAAUACCGUCAAAAGACUUACCUUCAACACCUGAACCCCGUCAGUGGUAUUGCUCCCAACGCUCUUAAGCUUGGUCUCGGUGCGAACGUCAAGAUGCUACAGGCUUGCAGUUCUCCUGGUGUCAUCUAUGCUAUCCUGGUGUCUUCCAUUGCGCUCGGUGUUGGUAUCGCCAUGUCGCUGGUCUAUGCUUCAAUCUUGACAACCUCUUUCCACUGGUCGGAAAAGUCGAUCGGGCUUGUCAACGUUGGCAUCCUCCCUGCCUCUUUUGCUGCCAUGCUCUACGCUGGAUAUGUCGGUGACAAGAUGAAUCUCUGGCUGGCCAAGCGCCGCAACGGUGUACACGUCCCCGAGGACACUCUCGUCCAACUCAUCCUUCCCUUCUUAGUUGGCGCGAUCGGUAUCAUCAUCUUUGCCAUUACUGCAAACGACCCUAAGAAUCACUCCUCUUGGGGUAUUAUCAUGGGCUGGACGCUUUACGAAUUCGCCUUCAUUGUCGUCUUGAUCACCACGACACACUUCGGAUCCGAGGCCUUCCCCAAGAACCCUGGACCCGCCUUGGUCGUUGUCAUUGGUGUUAAGAACAUCAUCUCUUUCGGCGCCAGCUAUGGAAUUGUUCCAAUGGUGCACACCUUCAAUUACCUCACUGCCUUCAUGAUUCUAUUCGGCAUCUAUGUCGGUAUAUUCUUGCUUGGUAUCCCCGUCUACUUUUUCAACCACAAGUGGAGAGCAUACAUGGCUAGAGAGAAGUAG
Aureobasidium namibiae CBS 147.97 is the source of this 1623-nucleotide messenger RNA. Its product is annotated as MFS general substrate transporter. Gene Ontology annotation, biological process: transmembrane transport. The transcript is spliced from 2 exons. Lineage: Eukaryota; Fungi; Ascomycota; Dothideomycetes; Dothideales; Saccotheciaceae. The coding region runs from base 1 to 1623 and encodes 540 amino acids. Gene Ontology annotation, molecular function: transmembrane transporter activity. The record is from RefSeq and is a predicted model, not a curated record.